This is a messenger RNA of Protomyces lactucae-debilis, 2670 nucleotides long. RefSeq lists its product as uncharacterized. The record is from RefSeq and is a predicted model, not a curated record. NCBI's taxonomy places the organism in Eukaryota, Fungi, Ascomycota, Taphrinomycetes, Taphrinales, Protomycetaceae. Bases 388 to 2484 code for a protein of 698 amino acids. The transcript has 2 exons. Gene Ontology annotation, molecular function: protein tyrosine/serine/threonine phosphatase activity. Gene Ontology annotation, biological process: nuclear DNA replication; protein dephosphorylation.
CCCGCGCCCUCUCCACUGAACAGACCUCGUACCUGACCAGUCCAGCAGACACCCUGCAAAGUACUGACAGUCUGACACCAUCAGGCAGCAGAGAUAGCACAUCCCCUGUCUGUCGCCACUCAGGAGUAUCCACUGUCGCAACGACACGAGCGAGCGCAACGUAGCAACUGAUCACACCCCCUAUUUCAGCUUGAAACCAAAAGCGCAGGCAUCUGCGCCUGCUCCGCUCAGCAGCCCACGCAGUCAAACAAGCCAAAACAAACACCUUCUGUCAGUCUCUUUGUGGUCUUUGUUGUCCCCUCUCAUCCUCGCAACAACACAACCCUUCUUGUGCGGGUGCGAACGUGUUGCGAUUGUCUCUUUUGCAAAGGUGCAACUGACCAUACGAUGAUUGCAGUGAGUCGCCGCGUUGCUGAACUACCGACCUACACCAAGCGCAGUCCCUCACCUAGCGACAGUAUCAGAAAGCAAACGCCAAAACCCUUCCUCACCUCCACACCGCCGACAAGUCCGCGUCGCGAUGCUUUUCCGCAAGACAAGCACACUUUUGCAUUACUGAGUUCACCCCUUGGCCGCUAUGAACAAGUUGCACCUCAAGUCUUUGCAUUAACCGUUGCUCAGCUCGACCAGGCACUUCAACAAGAAGCCAAGCUACCCCUGACAGAAACGAAGGACAUGUUCCCCUGGUUGCAUGGCAUCCAUAGGGAUAACUGGGCGCAGCGUGAUUUCUUCCGUUGGCAUGAUCGAGUGGAUGCGUCAUCGCCGCGUACAUACCGAGGGAUUGCUCUGGUACAUGCAGGAAAACCUUCAACAGGGCUACUGGAAGGCGCCAUCGGUGCUGAUGACCUCUUGGACCCUAAACGCGAUGCAUUUGUUGACCUAGAUGCCGUGCAUGGUGUCAGUUUGCGCAACUUCCACACACAGCAAGUCAAGUGUGCCAUGCUAUCUGAUGUUGUGCUCUACACCAGUAGCGACGCUAGAGAAGAUGUUGCCAUCAUGCUCAACACGGCGCAACGCAUCGUUCGCGCUCAACAGCAAUUCAGCGAGCAAUGGCAUGGCAAUGGUCCAUCUUACAACGUGUAUGUCAUUGAAGACACGUUCCCGGUCAUUGAGCGUGAUUUUCCACACCUGGUCAACAUCAAGCGAGACGGUACAAGGAUGCCUUCGUCACGCGACUUCAUUGAGCUUGAACAACUUGAGAUGCGUAAAAUGAGCCAAGCAUCUGAGAUAUCACAAAAUGUAUAUCUCGGAUGUGAUUGCGACUGGAUUGAAAACUCGACGGUCCAGCCUGAUGGCAAACCCCCGCGAGAGCAAUUUGGUAUACACAUUCGAUGCGAAGACUAUGUUGCCAUUCCGUCCAUUCGCAACAAUGAGAUUCGUGAUUCAGGCGACGCGAGGCAUGUGCUUGAGUGCGUCUUCCCUUCUUCAGGAUGCCUAACGAGCCCCGGUCCAGAAGAGGAACAAGAUUUGCUUGAUUUCUGCGACUGGAUGUACAAGCAAACCCAUGAGCAAGCUAGUUCAGGAAAGGCUCAAACAACGGUAUCUUCGUCGACCAUCUACGGUGGCGUCUUUGCCGAAACAAGCGCUCAGAACAGCAUGACUCCAGCAAAACAAACGCGCAAUGUGCUCCUGACUUGUAAAGACGGCUACACCGAGACAAGUCUCCUGGCACUCUGCUACCUGGUGUACGCUGAAGGUCUCUCUGUUGACCAAGCGUUUCUGAAACUGCACCUGGACAAGCGACGCAACUUUUACUGCUUUUCAGAUGAUGUCGCCACUUUACUCGCACUCGAGCCAUUGCUCCUCAACGCGUCACCUGUUCCACGCGCACAGGUCCUGACGGGUCUGCACCAGACUCCCCUGCCAUGGUUCCAAUCCAGUGUGGGUCAACAAUUUUCUGGCAACUUGCCAUCACGCAUCAUGGAUCACCUCUAUCUCGGCAAUCUCGAACAUGCUGAUAAUCUCGCCAUGCUCAAGGCAUUGGGUAUCACACGUAUCUUGUCUGUGGGUGAACACCCUGCUUGGCAAAUGCAAUUGCGUCACUUGGAUAGCCGAUUGAAGCCAGAGGCACAUCUUUGGGUGCGACAAAUUCAAGAUGAUGGUAUUGACCCGCUCGCAAAGCAAAUUGAGCGAUGCCUCGAAUUUAUUGAGGAAGGGUUCAAACAAGGUCAGCGUACCCUUGUACAUUGCCGUGUGGGCGUUUCCCGCAGUGCAUCCAUUUGCAUUGCUGAUGUUGUCAGACGUCUUGCUCUUCCAUUGCCUGAAGCGUACCUUAUGGUUCGAGCACGACGCUUGAAUGUCAUUAUCCAGCCAAACUUGCGAUUCAUGUAUGAAUUGCUGGAUUGGACACAGCAUGAACUCACCAAGCACCGACAAGCAGCAGGUGACGCGACGCAGGAACUCGUGCCUAGGAAUAUGACAUGGCCGGCACUGGCAUCUCGCAUUGCAGCCCUUAAUCGUCACUACAUCUCAGGCAGUGGCUAGCUUCUCUGACUCAAAAAAGAAAAUGGGCCUCAAAGCUGUUUUUUGCAUUCAUUUUACGCCUCCUUCUUCGUUUCGCUAUCCAACAGCGUAUGGCCUUUCUUUUGUCCUUUCUCUCAAAUUUCCUCUACGUUCUGACGACAUGACCAAGCUAUCUUUACUUUUCUUUUUGUGCUACAGAGCGUCUAG